AUGCGUCAGUCGCGUGACCUUGGUGUUACGCCCCUGAAGGCGUCUUCACUCUGUUUGUCCAAGCCCUGUCAAAAUGGUGCCACGUGUAGAGAUGGCCCUACAGACUUCCUCUGCCGGUGUCCAUCUAUAGGUCCUGCCUUUGCCAACUCACACUGCAGCUCCUCCAAUGCCCUAUGCCACGUUCCCGUCUGUCAUGACAACGCAACAUGCCAACUUACUAACGCCUACUCUCAGGAACUGGCGUGCCACUGCACGCUGGACGAAUCUGGACACAUCUGCCAAUCCCAAGUCCAGCUCUGUGCCAAGAGGCAUUGUGGGGAAGAGGUCUGGUGCAAACCGCUGUUAGAACCGUCCGAGCCAGGCUACGUGUGUGUAUGCCGUCCCGGUUACAAGGGGGCUCUGUGUGAGGAGGAGGUCGACCAUUGCACUCCAAAUCCAUGCCAGAACGGAGCCCUUUGCCGUAGCCAAGACGACGGUCCCACCUGCUUCUGCGUGCCGGGUUUCCAGGGUGCGCGUUGUGAUAUUGAGGUGGACGAAUGCAUCUCACGGCCCUGUCAGAACGGAGCCACCUGUGUUAAUAAGAUCGGCCACUACUCCUGUCUGUGCAGUCCGGGAUACACAGGUGCCAGCUGCGAGACUGAAAUUGACGAGUGUCAAUCACAACCCUGCCUCCACGGGGGCAGUUGCCGUGACAACGUGAACGGCUUCUCCUGCACGUGUGCGGCGGGUUUCCAAGGAGACCGCUGUGGAAUUAACAUUGAUGAGUGCUGGAGCCAGCCAUGCCAAAAUGGAGCAACAUGUAUUGAUGGCAUUAAUAGUUACGCCUGUAACUGCGCUGAGACGGGCUUUAUUGGAGUCCAUUGUGAGGAGCCCAUUCCCCCAUGCUACUUUCAGCCAUGCCUCAACAGUGCCAUCUGUCAGGACAAGGAUGGGAACUACACUUGCAAAUGCUGGCCAGGGUUUGCGGGCAGUCACUGUGAAGUGGACGUGGAUGAGUGUGCCAGCAGCCCCUGUCUCCGUGGAGGCACCUGUAUGGAACUCUCCCAGCCUGGGCUUUAUGGCAUCGAGCCCCUGUUCCCACCCCACUACGACCCCAGUCAUGUCGCGGGCUUCAUAUGCAAAUGUCAGCCAGGACACACGGGAGUACUUUGUGAAGAAGAUGUGAUUGAAUGUGAAAAGGGUCCAUGCCAGAAUGGGGGCGUAUGUGAGGACACCCAGCGUGGCUAUAUCUGCCACUGCCCUCCGCAGAGCCAAAAUGGAGUCCUGUACGGAGGUCGCAACUGCACGGAGCGGCUUCUGGGCUGUGAGGGGCACGAGUGUCAAAAUGAGGCAACCUGUGUGCCUUUCCUCAGCGAGGGUCUCCACGGUUACAGCUGCUCCUGCCGGCCGGGCUUCGCCGGCUCGCGCUGCCAAAUGUCCACCACUUUCUCCUUUGAGUCACCUGGCAGCUACCUGCAGCUCCGGACGCCCCUGCUGGACGUGGAGGCGUCCUCCAACAUCACGCUGAGCUUCAGGACUGUGCUGCCCAGCGCCAUGCUCUUCCAACGGGGCAGUGACGGGGGAGCUCUCCUCAGCUUAGAGCUUUUAGAUGGACGCUUGCACCUCAGCUUGAGCAUAGAGGACAGCACCACCUCUGACAGGCACAGCUGGGCUGUUGACCUGCCCCACAAUGUGACAGAUGGGGAGUGGCACGCGGUGGAGGCCGUGCUGGAUGACGGGGUUCUGGCUCUCCGCCUCUUGAGACCCUGCGAGGGGGAGUGGUGCCAGAGCUUGACUGAGGUGGAAAGCAGUUCUACGGGGAUGGAGCCUACCCUGCAGAGUACGUUUAUUGGAGGUUUGGCGGAGGGAGACGGCCCCUCGAAAUUUGGCUCGACGUUCAUUGGCUGCCUGAGGGACCUGUUUGUGGACUCACAGUUGAUGGUGCCUGAGGAUUGGCUGAGCAGCUCAGCGGUGAAUGUGACUCGUGGAUGCAACCAUUGGGACCGGUGCCUGGAAAACCCCUGUGAGAACAGAGGGCACUGCAUCAACCUGUGGCAGGGAUAUCAAUGCAAGUGCCAGAGGCCAUACGUGGGGCAGAACUGCUCAGAUGAGUAUGUGACCGCCAGGUUUGGCAAUGGAGACUCACAGAGCUAUGCUGUGUUCACUGUCAGUGGGGAGACAGAGCAGGACAUGAGGCUGUCCAUGUUUGUACGCACACGCAGGCAGACCGGUCUCUUGCUGGUUCUGGCUAAUGCCACCAGCCAGUACCUACGCAUGUGGCUGGAUCAAGGGCGUGUCGUCGUGCAGGUCAACAACUUUGAGGCGAUCCGGGGAGAAAGCUCGAUCGACGACGGCGACAUUCACUUUGUCAGCGUGACCGUCGAGCAGAACCAGAUGACCCUGUCGGAAUCGGAUCGCCGGGCCGGGCCGGUGGACGUCCGAUCGGUCCACGUUCAAGAUGGGGACGCGGUCUACGUCGGGGGUCUUGUGGAGCCUAAGGCCGCCGCCGCUUUCGGGGGUUACUUCAAGGGCUGUAUCCAGGAUUUGCGGCUUAACGAUAGGAAUCUGGAGUUCUUCCCGCUGGGCGUUUCGGGGAGUACGCACCCCCCGCAGCGCAUGGCCAAUGUCACGCGUGGCUGCACUGGAGAUAACUCCUGUAUGAAAAACCCGUGUGAGAAUGGAGGAAUGUGUUACGCAGUGUGGGAUGACUUCACCUGUGUGUGCCCACCUAACACUGCGGGACGUCGAUGUGAGGAGGUCAAAUGGUGUGAACUCAUGCCAUGCCCACCAGAGGCGACAUGCCACACCAUCGACCAUGGUUAUGAAUGCAUUUCCAAUGCCACCUUUCUGGAUGAAGAAAUGGUGUCCUAUCGUGGGAAUGGCUACAUCUCACGCAACCUCAGCAAAAUUUCUUUCACCAUUCGUACCCGCAGACCCAAUGCAGCUGUGCUGCAUGCAGAGAAAGGUCUCGACUUUGUGACGGUGUCCGUACAGGAGGGCCUGCUCCACCUGGAGAUGCAGAGCGGAACAGCCUCCGCCCCUCUGAAACUGCACAGUCAGAGAUUUAUAGCUGAUGGAGAAUGGCACAGUGUGGAGCUCUUCAUGUCCAAGGCCUGGGCCAGUACCUCCACCUGGACCAUGAGUCUGGAUGGGAUGGAACCGGUCAUCUCUGAGGAAGAUUCUGGCAAUCUGGACUUUUUAAGGGAGGGAGCGGAUAUUUUUCUAGGGGGACUGGGCCCGGAGGCGGGCUGGAAUCUGAUUGGUUGUCUGGGAACCGUGGAGAUUGGAGGAAUCGCGUUGCCUUACUACAGCAACUCAGAGGUGAAGCUGCCUCGCACUCAGGUGGAGCAGUUUCUGAGGAUGUCGCCCGGCCUCGUGCAGAGCGGCUGCCGCGGGGCCGACGUGUGCCGGCCCGACCCCUGCCUGAAUUUGGGCGAAUGCUACGACCUCUUCAACGCGUUUAACUGCACCUGCCCCUCUGGCCUGGCCGGCCCGCGGUGCGAGCUCACCUCUGACACGUGUGCCUCCAACCCGUGCAUCCAUGGCAACUGCACCAGCGUAACUCUGGCCUAUGAAUGCGUGUGUGAGGUUGGUUACACGGGCACCAACUGUGAGGUGGAGGUGGACACCUGUCAUAAUCAUAAAUGUGUAAACGGGGGCACCUGCCUCCGCGGUAUUAACCAGUACUCUUGCCUCUGCGCUGAAAAUUUCACAGGACCUUACUGCAACAAUGAGAUCGAAGAAAUUCCGUGGUACAUCACUGUCAAGGACGUGGUGCCCAAACUCCCGGUUUCCGUCUGCGGGGAUGAGCACCACAGCUACACCUGCUUUAACGGGGGGAACUGCACUGAGACAGACCUGACCUGCAACUGCAUGCCUGGGUUCACUGGUCAUCGGUGUGAACAGGACGUGGACGAGUGCAAGUCCAACCCCUGUCUGAACGGUGGUUACUGCCGCAACAUGGUCAACAAAUUCCACUGCGUGUGUGACAUGAGCUACGCCGGCGAGACCUGUCAAAUCGACCUAAACGCAGAGAGUGUGGCCUCGGACCUUCUGCUGUCGGUGAGCCUCGUGUCUGUGGUUCUGCUCUUGGUACUGUUUGCAUCGGCCACGGCGCUGGUGAUGGCGCUCAACCGCAGGGCUACUCACGGGACCUACAGCCCCAGCCGCCAGGAGAAAGAGGGUUCUCGCGUGGAGAUGUGGAACAUCGUUCAGCCUCCGCCAAUGGAGAGGCUGAUCUGA
Chanos chanos (milkfish) is the source of this 4221-nucleotide messenger RNA. RefSeq names its product crumbs cell polarity complex component 1 (gene crb1). Gene Ontology annotation, molecular function: calcium ion binding; Notch binding. The coding region runs from base 1 to 4221 and encodes 1406 amino acids. The transcript has 13 exons. The record is from RefSeq and is a predicted model, not a curated record. NCBI's taxonomy places the organism in Eukaryota, Metazoa, Chordata, Actinopteri, Gonorynchiformes, Chanidae. Gene Ontology annotation, biological process: Notch signaling pathway.